Molecule: messenger RNA, 889 nt
Organism: Hyposmocoma kahamanoa
Lineage: Eukaryota; Metazoa; Arthropoda; Insecta; Lepidoptera; Cosmopterigidae
Exons: 3
Coding region: 81-797 (238 amino acids)
Source: RefSeq, a predicted model, not a curated record
AUCUCCCGAUUCGUUCCACACAUGCGCGGAAUUAAACAAUAAGUAAUAAAUGUCAGUGUCGCUCUUUUGCAUUUUUAAAAAUGCUUGUGAUAUUAAUUUUGUAUAUUCAAAUACAUUUAACAGUAGCCGGAAGUAUAUAUACAGCGACAACCACAAAGAAGCCAUCAGAUGAACAAGAUUAUACUCGCCAGUCGCACACGAAAUAUCCGUUACUUAUAAAUAUACAGGCGUUUAGGACCUCAAGCGGAAGACAAAGGAAGAUCGCACCGAUGCUAAAGGUGCCACAAAAUCACGAUAUCUUCUUAGAUAUAAGCGAUUCUUUCGUUCAAAGGUUAAAAGAGUCACUAACACAAGGUCUGUCAGAUUCUGUCAAAAACAGAUACAACACGUCAAGAGAAAAAGACAUUAGAGCGAAGCUGUAUAAAAUGACUGUAGAAGAGAAAAAGAGAGCCGAACAAAAAGUACAACUGAUUAACAAACUUUUAAGUCUAUAUAAACACAAGUUGUCGUUGAAAUUGGACUUUAUAGCGCAUUAUUUUAACGUUAAUUUCAUGAAGUUGAGCCAGAGAUAUGAUGAGACAAAGAAAAAUGUUUCUAAUUACAAUCUUUUGCAAGUAUUAAGUUUGUAUACAGAGUUACAUACAUCUAACCAGUUUUUGUCAGAAUUUCUAACAUUGUUACCUUCGGCGAUGAAACUGGAUCCGCCCGACGUUCGAGACUUCAGGCCUCCAAGCAAAAAGGAAGGCAUAUCUUGGUCAUAUUAUGAUGACAGCAUGAGUUUCGCCAUUAAUAGAUGAACUAUUUGUAUAUUUAUUUUUCUCUUUUUUCAUUGACCGAAACUGUAAGUUUCCAAAGUAGUUAUAAUUAAGAAAAAAAAAGUCUUAAUACA